Molecule: messenger RNA, 3102 nt
Organism: Closterium sp. Naga37s-1
Lineage: Eukaryota; Viridiplantae; Streptophyta; Zygnematophyceae; Desmidiales; Closteriaceae
Source: the annotation of a GenBank genome assembly
AUGCCGCAGGGCGAGCACAUUGAGCUUCAUCAGAAGCGCCAUGGCUUCCGCUUGGAUCACUUCGAGCGGAAGCGCAAGCGCGAGGCUCGGCAAGUGCACAAGACGUCUCAGAUUGCGCGGAACACCAUCGGUCUCAAGGCGAAGAUGUUCGCGAAGAAGCGUUACCAAGAGAAGGCGACGAUGAAGAAGACUCUGGCGAUGCACGCGGAGCGGACGAACAAGCACAAGGCGGACGCGCCAGUGGCGGAGGGCGCGGUGCCGGCGUACCUGCUGGAGAGGGAGGCAACGGCGCGCGCCAAGGUGCUGAGCAACACCAUCAAGCAGAAGCGCAAGGAGAAGGCCGGCAAGUGGGACGUGCCUCUGCCCAAGGUUCGGCCGAUAGCAGAGGAUGAGAUGUUCAAAGUGGUCAGAUCAGGGAAGAGGAAAACCAAGCAGUGGAAGAGGCUAGUGACUAAAGUCACCUUUGUGGGCCCAGGGUUCACUCGUAAGCCACCCAAGUAUGAGCGCUUCAUCCGCCCCAUGGCUCUGCGUUUCACCAAGGCGCAUGUGACCCACCCAGAGCUCAAGUGCACGUUCCAUUUGGACAUCAUCAGUGUGAAGAAGAACCCCAACGGCCCCAUGUACUCGUCCAUGGGGGUCAUCACCAAGGGAACCAUCAUUGAGGUGAACGUGAGCGAGCUUGGGUUGGUCACACCAGCUGGCAAAGUCAUUUGGGUCCGCCGCAGCAAGGUAUGGUUCCCCCCCAAGCGCGCGUUGGCGGCGUGUCAGAGCUUCCGCACGACGCGGCACGCGGACAGCAGCGUGCGGCAUCACGAGCAGCCGGCGAAUCAGGCGCUCAUGCUCGAUCGCCUCGGCGACGACCCGCUGGCCGCUGCGAGCGGGCAAGUCGUCGUCGGCAGCGACCGACGGUGCGUGCGACGGGAAUCAGGGGGAAUUAGGAAAACUGUAGUGCAUUCUUUCUCGCGCACACUGCGAGGCGUAGCGUGCCGUCAUGAAGACAGCACCUAUAUGCUGGGCUCGCCCGCUCUCCCCUCACCUGCUCCUCCCUUCCUCCACACUCGGCCCCCCAUCACUGCUCCUUCCCUUGUUCCGCCGGUGUGUGCGCGCAGGUACCGAGUGGUGUACAGGCUGGUGAACAGCAUAUACGUGCUGGGGCUCAUGCUGGCGGACGACGACGAGACGUCGCUCAACGUCUACAGCUGCAUCAGCACCGUCAACCAGGCCGUCAGUGUGCUGGUGGCGGCGUGCAAGGGCGUGGAUGUGACACCAGAGAAGAUAUUUCGCAAGUACACUGAGGUCUACAUGGCGUUCUUCUACGUGCUACAGGGCAUCGGAGCGGCGCGCCUCUCCGCGGUGCUCUCGUACGUGGCGGGCGACGGGGCAGCGCUGCUCGUGCCGCUCGCCACCAACACGCUCGCCGACGGGGAGAAUCGAGCUCGCGGCGCUGCCAGCUGGCGCGUGGCCAACGCCGAGGCGGUGGAGCGACUGGCGAGCGUGGAGUACAUGUCAUCAGCGCACUUCGAGCUACCAGAGGAGGCCAUAGCAGCAGGCGACGAGACAAUGGAGGCGUUCGCCCCGGCACCCUCCCAGCCCGCCUUCGAAGCCCCCCCCGCGCCCCCCACGCCCUCCCCGCGCCCCUCCGCGGCCUCGGACCCCCUGGCGGCGCUGGCGCUGCUGGGCUCCGCGGACGACCCCUUUGCCGCCAGUGACAGCCUGCUGGGGGGCGGGGGGGGCGAGCUCGCGCUGCUGGACGCGGGUCCUGGGGGGGCGGGGGGGGUGGGGGAUGUGGCGGCAGCAGGGGGUGCGGGGAAGAGGCCUGAGAAUGAUCCCGCAUCGCUGCUUGCGGAGCUCGAGGCGGGGCUGUCCUCCGCCCCCCCCCCCUCCGCGCUGGACCCCUUCGCGUCAGACAGCAUGGCGGACGCGUUUGGGGCGGACCUGGAGGCGGAGGGGCUGGGGGGGCUGGCCGCGCUGGGGGACGACGAGGGGGACGACGCCUGGGGGACGGCCUUCGGGGGGAGCGCGCUGCUGGGGGGGGAUGGGGACGCGUGGGGGGGCGGGCUGGACGCAGCAGAGUUUGGGGUGGAGCAGGGGGAGGAGGACGCCUUUGGGCUGGGCGGCGGGGGGGACCUGGGCGCGGCGCUGGGGGGGGGAGAGGGGGCGGCAGGGGGGUCAGCGGUGGCUGCAGCACGGCAGCUGGAGGUGGCUCUUGGGCUGGGCGCCAUGGAUGCCCCAGCAGCCAGCACCCCGCCAGCAGCAACAACACCGGCCACGCCAGCAGGCCCCGUGCAGCCCAUGUUCCGAGUGGAGGAGCGCAUCAGUGCGGACUUCCUUGGGUCCUCGCUCACGCGCGUGCGCCUCUCCGGCACCGUCUUCCUCGCCCUCCCAACGCCCAAGGCCGCAGCGCUCGCUGCAGGGGGGGCGAUGGGGGGUGGCGGUGGCGCUAUUGGUGGGGGAGGCGGGGGGGCGAGAGUGGCGGGGGUGGGUAGAGGAGCGGAGAAGGAUGCGAGUGUGCCUGAUGAGUUCUCCUUCCGAUUGGAGGGCUCUGGCGCCAUCAAGGUGCGUGCCCUGCCCUGCUGUGUUCUGCAGGAACCCUUGCCUCUCCUCUCCUCCCCCCACUGCAUUCCCUCACAUGUUCCCCCUCCCGUCCACACGCCCCUCUGCUGCAUAGUGAGCGACCUGGGGAAGGGCUAUUUCCACUUCCGCAUGCCUCCCCCCGGCACCACCUUCCCCCCGCUCUCCGCCCCCUCCGCUGUCACAGCCUCCCCCCAGCCGCCCCCCAUGGCGGACCUGCUGGGGGAGGGGGACGAGGGCAUGGGGGAGGUGGUGAAUCCGGGGGAGGGGGAUGGGUGGGGGCGAGAGGGGGAGGGGGCGGGGGGGGCGGAGGGGCGGGCGCAGGAGUUUGUGCUGAUGAAGUAUCGCCUGCAGCCGCGGUACACGCCCAUUCCACUGCGACUCAGGUUCGUGACAAGGAGGAGUGAUGAAGCGCUCUCACUCAUGAUCCAGUACGUGGCGAAUCCUUACCUGCAAGCACCACUGCUCAACGUCACCUUCAUCCUCUCCCUCGCCUUCUCGCCCGCCUCCCUCCGCCUCAACCCAGAGUAA